Molecule: messenger RNA, 2640 nt
Organism: Lates calcarifer (barramundi perch)
Lineage: Eukaryota; Metazoa; Chordata; Actinopteri; Centropomidae
Gene: mtif2
Product: mitochondrial translational initiation factor 2
Exons: 14
Coding region: 168-2288 (706 amino acids)
Biological process (GO): translational initiation
Molecular function (GO): translation initiation factor activity; GTPase activity; GTP binding
Source: RefSeq, a predicted model, not a curated record
CUUCAGAAACAAAGAAGAAGAAGUUCCGCCUCCCGCCGACAGGAGGCGGUGGCGGUUCUUCUCGGUCUGUCAGUGAAGUGUCAUGGCGGCGCCCUGUCGCUGCUCAGUCUCACGGUGAAAUCUUAAUCUGAGGAUGAACUGAGAGAAGAAACACAACUCCAACAGGUAUGAGUGUGAUGUCAUCAGUGAUGCGGGGGGCACGGCGGCUCGUCCACGCCGACCCCGUUCUGCUCAGCAGCUUCCUGUCUCCACCCCUCCUCUGUCCCGCUCGAACCUCCGCCCCCCUGCUUACCUGUCAGCAGAACAGGAAGUACAUACCCAAAAAGGUCAAAGGUCACAAACCACAGGCAGUCAAACCUAAAGUCUACAAACAGGAAGUGGAGAUCACUCAGAAGAUGACGGUGGCAGCACUCGCCAAGGCCAUGAACAAAGAUGUUGACCACGUGUUUGAGGCUCUGCUGAACAGCCCGGUGGAUCUGGACUCUCUGGAUCAGGACUCAGUUCUGGAGGAGAGGUCGAUUAAGGAGGUGGUGACUCGGUCGGGGAUGAAGUUCAAAUGGGCCAAACUGAGUGAGACCAGGAAGAGGGUCAACAGGGAUGCCCACCGGAGGCCUCCAGCUGAUGCGUCCUGCUUAGUGUCCCGCCCUCCGGUGGUCACCAUCAUGGGUCACGUGGAUCACGGUAAAACCACGCUGCUGGACAGUUUGAGGAAGAGUCAGAUCGUCUCCACCGAGGCUGGAGGAAUCACACAGCACAUCGGAGCCUUUUUGGUCGAGUUGCCUUCAGGUGAGAAGAUCACCUUCCUGGACACUCCGGGUCACGCCGCCUUCUCCUCCAUGAGAGCCCGUGGAGCCAACGCCACCGACAUCAUCAUCCUGGUGGUGGCGGCGGACGACGGCGUCAUGAACCAGACGGUGGAAUCCAUCCAACACGCCAAGAGAGCCGGAGUUCCAAUGAUUGUGGCGGUGAAUAAGUGCGAUAAACCUCAGGCUGAUCCUCAGAGAGUCAAACGGGAGCUGCUCGCUCACGAUGUCGUCUGUGAGGAGUUCGGAGGAGACGUUCAGGCCAUUCACAUCUCUGCUCUGAAGGGUGACAACCUGCUGGCUCUGACGGAGGCCACGGCAGCGCUGGCCGAGGUCCUGGAGCUGAAGGCGGAGCCCAGCGGCCUCGUGGAGGGACUCGUCAUCGAGAGUCGAACCGACAGAGGCAAAGGUCCUGUAACGACAGCCAUUGUCCAGCGAGGGACACUGAGGCACGGCUGCGUCCUGGUGGCGGGGAAGAGCUGGGCCAAAGUCCGUCUGCUGUUCGAUGAGAACGGGCGGGCGCUGACAGAGGCCGGGCCGAGCUGUGCUGUGGAGGUGGUCGGCUGGAAGGAGCUGCCAUCGGCCGGAGAGCUCAUCCUGGAGGUUGAGUCUGAGCAGCGAGCGAGAGAAGUGGUGGAGUGGAGGAACUACGAGGAAGAGGAGAUGAAGCUGGAGGAGGAGCGGAGCGCCAUUGAGCUCAAACAGACACAGCACCUGCAGGAGUACAGGAAGGAGAGGGCGGAGCUGGCUCACCUGAGCUGGAGGCAAAAGAAGGCGGCGCUGUACAGAGCCUACAAGGCCAAGUUCUCCGGGAGGCCGAGUGAGAGAACUGAGGAUGAAGAGCUCAGUCUGCCGCUCGUCAUCAAAGGUGAUGUGGACGGGUCGGUGGAGGCCAUCUUGAACAUCCUGGAUAGUUACGAUGCUCAUCAGCAGUGUGAACUGGACGUCGUUCACUUUGGCAUUGGAGACGUUUCAGAGAAUGAUGUCAACAUGGCCGAAACGUUUAAAGGUUCCAUUUACGGCUUCAACGUCAGGGCGAGUAAAACGGUGCAGCAGCUAGCGACAAAGAAAGGCGUCCCACUCAGACUCCACACUGUUAUCUACAAACUGAUUGAUCAGCUGAAGGACGACUUGAGCAGCAAACUGCCCCCACAUGUUGUAGAGAACAUUCUUGGUGAGGCGACGGUUCUCGCUAUGUUUGAAGUUUCUGUGGGGAAGAAGAAGGUUCCUGUGGCCGGCUGUCGGGUUCAGAAAGGUCUGUUGGACCGGCGACACAAGUUCAGACUGAUCCGAGGACAGGACACCAUCUGGGAGGGUUCUGUGAUGACGCUGAAGCACCACAAAGAUGACGUUCAGUCGGUGAGGACGGGGAUGGAGUGCGGUCUGUCGGUACAUGGUAACAUGGACUUCAAACCUGGCGACGUCCUUGUCUGUUUUGAGAACGUGGCCUCUCCUCAGGUCACUUCCUGGAACCCUGGCUUCUAACAACGUCCUCCCAUCAUCCUCUGCUGCUCAGAGGUCUGAGGAUGACUGAGGACUGGGUCGUCAGGUCUCCUUCAAUACUGAUAAAAUCACUGAUAAAGCAAGCUGCAGUAAUAAAGUACAUUUCACAGUGCAUCACUGAGGCGGGUGUGGUCACAGACAGAGAACACCUGUACAUUAGAAAACAAGUGAAACCAAUGGAGGUCAGAACAAAACACGUGAGACUUGUUUUGGUUUAAGACGUUUUAAUAAAAGCUUUAAACAGUUUGACAGAAACUCAACAGGUACAAAGCAGCUUCUGAUCCACAAACAAACUCAGAGUCUUUAACUAAAUAAAGUUUAGCUGUAAAAUCUC